This is a messenger RNA of Rhododendron vialii, 627 nucleotides long. RefSeq lists its product as uncharacterized. The record is from RefSeq and is a predicted model, not a curated record. The transcript is spliced from 2 exons. The coding region runs from base 1 to 627 and encodes 208 amino acids. Lineage: Eukaryota; Viridiplantae; Streptophyta; Magnoliopsida; Ericales; Ericaceae.
AUGGGAGAGCUCAUGACCAUAAUCGAGAACGAUUGCGUUCAUGAAGAAGCCAUAGCCGAGCGAUACACACCAAAGGCUCCAGAACCCGCCAAAACAACUGGGCCGAAGAAACAAGUAACAAACGUUCACCAGGGGCAAGAAGAGCUAGCAGCGGCUAGGCAUCUAAAUCAGUGGAUUGACGUUCGGCGGAAUCCACUUCCACCACAUCCCCCUGUUAUCGGCAACCUUAUAAGCGUUAUACAAGGGUUGGUUUCCGAAGGAAGGGCUACCGAGCUUCGUUCGGAAAUUGAUAGAGCCGUAGCCUCUUUAUCUGUUUGCAACGUUGGCGCUUCGGGAAAGCGAAAAUGGGAGGAUCCGAGCUUCGGCAGUACUAUUACUUUCUCAUCCGACGACUUGAAAGGUGUGCAACUCCCUCAUACGGACGCCCUCGUUGUCACUGUUGCUAUUGAAAAAUCAACUGUUCAACGGGUAUUAAUAGACCAAGGAAGCUUGGCAGACGUGAUGUUUUAUUCGACAUUCCAGAGCCUCGGAUUAUCACCCGCUCACCUUCGGACAGCGUCAACUCCACUCGUCAGUUUUACUGGAGCCCCUGUUUGGCCGCUCGGCUUGAUCACUCUCCCCGUGUGA